Scaptodrosophila lebanonensis is the source of this 1233-nucleotide messenger RNA. Its product is annotated as corepressor interacting with RBPJ 1. NCBI's taxonomy places the organism in Eukaryota, Metazoa, Arthropoda, Insecta, Diptera, Drosophilidae. Bases 100 to 1170 code for a protein of 356 amino acids. Gene Ontology annotation, biological process: negative regulation of DNA-templated transcription. The record is from RefSeq and is a predicted model, not a curated record. Gene Ontology annotation, cellular component: nucleus. The transcript has 3 exons. Gene Ontology annotation, molecular function: transcription corepressor activity.
UCUCAUCGCUAGCAAGCAUUAUAUUUGUAAACAUUUUUUGAUAGUUACAGAAAAUUGUGAAAUAUUUCAUUUUGAGCUGAAAAUUAUUGCUGCAGCAAGAUGGGAAAAGGUUUCAAUAAUUAUAUGUGCAAAAAGUUCUUCCACCCGGCUUCCAGGGAUAACCUGAAGCGAGUGUGGAUGGCAGAGCAACAGGCCGAGGCAUACAAAAAGAAACAGGAGGAACUACGCACACAAUAUGAAAAAGAACAGAACCUCCACGAAAAUAAAGCUAUGCUUAGCAAAGAUAGCAAGGACAAGCUUAGUGUUAACUUCAUGUAUGAGCCACCGCCAGGAGUACGGAAGGAGCGGGAAAAAGAUGACAACGAGCCGGAGUACAAGUUCGAGUGGCAGCGCAAAUAUAAUGCCCCUCGUGAGUCCUACUGCAAGGGUGACACAGAGAUACGUGAUCAGCCGUUUGGCAUACAGGUACGCAAUGUACGCUGCCUUAAGUGUCACAAGUGGGGCCAUAUUAACACGGAUAAGGAGUGCAGCAUGUACAGCAUAUCGAUGAGCGAGGCGCGUAAGCUUCACUCGGAAGCUGAAGCCAGUGACAUUAUGUCGAAAAAUGUACUCGAGGAGCAAAUGAAAGAAGACGGCUUGAUGAUGAAGCGCUCAGCAUUAGAAUUGCAGAGCAUUAAAACCGUACAACAGGGGCAUCAGUUGGUCCCUAGCGAUGAGGAAGAUGAAGCCAUGCGAGACGCACAGAGCCAUAAUCCAGAACUAAUGUUUCUCAAGUCCCUAAGCAAGAAACAAAAAUUGAAGCUGCUUAAGAAAUUAGAGAAGAUAGAACGUAUGAAGCGGAGGGGUGAAAAAAGUGAAAAGGUCAGCAAAAAGAAAGCCAAGAAAGCGCAGAGGGACAGCAAGAAAAGUUCAAAAAUUAAGAAGACAUGCAAAAGAUCCAAUGACAGCAGCAGCAGUUCUUCGUCUUCUGAAUCCGAUUCUGAUUCUAAUGAGAAGAGACCACGGAACAACCAAGAAAGCAAUCCACACCGUAGCAAUCGUAGGGAUCAACGUCAGCGCUCGCGUUCCAAUGAACAUCAAGAUCGAAGGAAACGUUCGCGCUCGCGCAGCAGGGAUAGGCGUCGAGAUCGGAGGGAUCACGAGGAACGACAUGGACGUCCACGUCGUUAGUCCACUUUUUUUUUGCAUUUGCAUUUGCCCAUUUAUAAAUAAACAUUUCACUUUGAUUUGGUA